Pistacia vera is the source of this 2191-nucleotide messenger RNA. RefSeq names its product transcription factor bHLH112-like. Lineage: Eukaryota; Viridiplantae; Streptophyta; Magnoliopsida; Sapindales; Anacardiaceae. Gene Ontology annotation, biological process: regulation of transcription by RNA polymerase II. The coding region runs from base 157 to 1575 and encodes 472 amino acids. The transcript has 7 exons. The record is from RefSeq and is a predicted model, not a curated record. Gene Ontology annotation, cellular component: nucleus. Gene Ontology annotation, molecular function: RNA polymerase II cis-regulatory region sequence-specific DNA binding; DNA-binding transcription factor activity, RNA polymerase II-specific; protein dimerization activity.
AUGUCAACUAAUUUCGGGUAAUUUCCAUGGUCCGUACUCUUCAACCGUUUCAUAUAUAAAUUGCACACCACAUUAGCCCUUAUUGAUAUACUUUCAUAGUAUACGUAACCAAGAGAAGAGAGAAGAGAUAUUGAAUCAACAGGUGAAUAUAUUUCCAUGGCUGAAGAGUUUCAGACUGGGAUUUGUGGCGGGACAUGGUGGAAUUCAUCAAGAAGCUCCUUCUCCCCAUGUUCAGCAUCAGGGAUUGGUCUUACCGAUCACAUGGGGAGCUUUCUUUGGCCGACUAGUAGUAUGGUUGAUGUUAAAACAACAACAAGGUCUUGUGAGGAAUCGAAUAAUUCUGUUUCUGCUGAUAGCUCCAUCGUUUUCCAAAGUGCUCAAAAGCCUCAGCCUCAGCAGACCGAUUCAGAUAGUGGAGGCAGCAGUAUUUUGAUGGACUCCACCUUGCAAAUGAUGAGUUUUGGCCUUUCAUCCUCCUCUUCUCCAUCUACCGAUUGGAACCAAGCCUUACUUCGCGGAAAUGGGACAGAGAAUUAUCCAACAAUUAUUCAAGAAGAUAUGAAUUCAAAGUUGAAUUAUGGACAAGAACCAGGGAUGGACAUUUCUCAUCAAAUCCAAAAGGAUUGGAGUCCAAAGAGCUUUACUUGUGCAGCCGAAGAUUCCUGCAUCAAUGCCUUUAGGUCCAUUAAUCAAGACUUUUCUUUAGAUCAACCACAACUCAAGUCUGUCGCCAACUCCGAUAACUCUACAGGCUUAUCCACCGGUUUCUCCGUGGCUUCAUCAACUGCUUCAUAUGGGAUCCCUUCACCAACGUUGCAUAGUUUGUUUGAACAAUCUCUUUUCACCAACCGGUCAAGCAACUAUUUGUCUUCACCAAAUUAUGGGAUAAGUUCUAAUGAAUUAUCGCCUACUUCUUGGCCAAAAUUUCCUUCCAGUAACUUGUUAAAACAAUCAUCGCCAAAACAGCAACCAAAUAGUUUGCACUUCUCCAACAACACGCCCUUUUGGAACGCCUCCGUUACUUCUGGCUUAAAUGAUAAUAAAGCUGGGUAUUUUCCUUCAUCUCACUCACAAUUUCUCACACCGAUACUUGAAGAGAAACCCAAUUGUCACAGCCUCAAUACUAAGUCUAACAACGAAGAAGUUCGAGACUCGGGGUCUGUGGUGAAGAAAGUAAGCGGUGAACCUGCAUUCAAAAGGCCUCGAAUUGAAACACCAUCGCCGUUACCGACUUUUAAGGUUCGGAAAGAGAAGCUAGGGGACCGAAUAACUGCUCUCCAGCAAUUGGUUUCACCUUUUGGAAAGACUGAUACAGCAUCUGUUCUCCACGAAGCUAUUGAGUAUAUCAAGUUCCUCCAUGAUCAAGUCAGUGUUCUAAGUACUCCUUACAUGAAGCAAAGUACUCCGAUUCAACAACAACAACAGAACUGUGAUAAAGUGAAGGACCCAGAAGCGGGAAAACAAGAUCUGAGAAGUCGAGGACUUUGUUUGGUGCCAAUGUCGAGCACAUUCCCAGUUGCUAACGAGACAACAGCUGAUUUUUGGACGCCAACAUUUGGAGGAACUUUCAGGUAGAAGAAAGAGGAUCGAGAUUAAGUAAUUAAAGUGGGUCUGCAAAUGCAAGUACUGAUUCUCUACCACUAAUGAAAUGUCAAAUCCCAUAAUGAUAACUUGUAUUAAUUAGAAAGAAAGAUAACUGAAAACUUAGAAGCUACAUUGCUUUGCUGUACCAGUACCAGUGGUGAGAAAAAGCUAUAGAAAACAAAGAAAAAAGAUAAAAAGAGAAAAGGAAGUGACCCUUCAAAGAUGGACAAACAAUGCCGGGCCAGCUACAAGCAGAAUGAUGGAAGGUAGAAAAUGAUUAGAAACCGCCGAAAAAAGAAAAAAUAUAUCAUAUAUAUAUAUAGUUGUUUGCAAUAAUCGAAGUAUUAUUUUAUUUAUAAAAUCUGAUCGGCAGGUGGGUUAGGGACAGGAACAGUGCUAAAUUCAGCCAAAUCGACAUUAGUUUAGAGAUAAUUGUUGUUGUUAUAAUUGUAGCUGAAUUUAGCAGAUGGGCAAGUGAUAAGGAGCGCCCUUUUAUUCCUGUUGGUUUGUGUAUAGCUAUAGCUGGCAUCACCUUUUAUCAUUUAGGGAAAAGAAAAAAGAAGGAAGAUGAAAGAAAUAAUAAAGUGAUUAAUAUUAUUGUAUUGAA